GGACUAAGAGAAGAAUUAAACCAUUGACAACAAUUUCACUUGAAUUGCCGAUUGCCGAUUGCCGAUUGCCGAUUGCGAUUACUCUCUGUCUCGAUUCAUAUUAAAGCCUACUGUUACUUUGGUUCGGUUAAUUUGUUUAUUUAUUCCAGCCAUUGCCAAGUCGUUCUAAACUUCUAGGGCAAGCUAAAGCACUUUGUCGAUACCAAUUCAGAAAUCGUGUAACCUCCAUAUGUCAAUCUCCGAUGCCGAAGAGGUUAUGGAAAAUCCUCGAGAGCGAAGACCGGCUUUAGGCCGCAAACGAGCUCGGUUUUCUUUGAAACAUAAUUCAAGUCAGCCAACUGUGAGUUUAGAACCAAGUUUAGAUAUCGAUAAAUUGAACGAUCCGGAGGAAUUCUUUAUGGCUUUUGAUAGGAUUGAAAAAGCCAAAAAAGAAAUACAGAAACAAACAGGUGGUGUUCCAUCAAAUUUGGAUGAAAAUGCUCAAUCCAUGGAUGCACGCCCUCGUCGCCCUGGAAUAGCGAGGAGAUCAGUUAAGUACAAACAUCGCUAUUCUACUUCUAUGUCCCCGGUGGAAAGCUUUGAUGAGGAACGUUGUAGUCCACUUUGUGGUUCACAACAAGAAAAAUCUGACCCGGUCCUCGAACUAGCAGAGAAGUUGGCUGGUUCGGUGGCCAAAGCAGAGAACAAUAUUAAUCAACUUCUGGAUCAUUUGCUUUCCAGUAAUUAUGAUGGGGACGAGGCAGUCAGUCUUUUAAAGGAGCGGUUGCAGAUCAAGCCUGUUGAUCUGGACAAAAUAUGCCUUCCUGAUUUGCAAGAUAUACGAAGGAUUGAUUUGAAGGCUUCUAAAGAAAACUUGACAAAGCCUAGAAAUUCAAUAUCAGAUUUGAUGAAAGGGAUUAGUAAAAGGACAUCAAACCGACUGGCUGAAUGUUCAGUUCAUUGUUCAGGUUCUCCAACUCCGCCAAGUUCAUUGGCUUCGGUAUCAUUGCUGAAGAAACAAAGUUCGCGAUUCAAUGUACUAAAUGAUCAGUUUUCAAAUGAUGAUAUUGACCGAUCACCUGUGAGAAAUGCAUCUCCAAUGGAAAAUACUAGUAAACAAUCUGAUCAGGUUGGUAUAGAAAAAGAACCAAGUGUGUCACACUGCACUGAUAGAAGAUCACCAAAGCAACAGUCUGAAAGUUUUGUUCAUCAUUUAGCUUCUCCUACUCCUCCAAGAAAUCCAUUAGCUUCAAUGUCAUUGCAGAAUAAAUAUGUGUUGCAGUUGGAUCCUCUUAGUCAUCCUUUUCCAACUGACAAUAUUGAGAAAUCACCUGGGGGAAGUGCAUCUGCUGUUGAAAGUAUCAAAAAACAAUCUAGUCAGGUUGAUACAGAAAAGGAACGGAAUGUGUCUCAACUCUUAAGGUCUCCAAUAUUAGAAUCAAAUCAAACUACGACUGCUAAUGCAAAUACUGAGCUCGAUGGGAGAGAUUUUGCUGGUCUUUUUGACAAAUUUGUUAAUGAUAAUGAUAGGAGACUUGAUUGUGGUAUUAGUGCUGUCUCAAGUGGAUCUCAGGCUGGCUUAGAGAAUAAUGGUUUAAGUAGGCCUGAAGUUGAUACAGAUAGUCAAACAAGAAAACCAACUGAAUUUGGUGGAAGGGUAGAAGAUAUACCAUUGGAAGCAGUGGUUUCUGCUCAUGUCCAACUUAAUGUGGAGGGCACAACCAUUGUUAAUUCACAUACCAUUCAGAUAGAGUCAGAUCAAGCAAAUCCUGCUAUGGAUGAGGACCAUGGAAUGGAUGGAUCUUCAAGAGCUGUAGAAAGUGGUCAGGAGUUGCAUGAGCAACAGAAUAAGAAGGGCAAAACAAAACGAAGUGCACACCGUGUACUUAAGAGGGAAGAAGUUUCUCGGAGACAAAGCCUUGCAGGUGCUGGUACUACAUUCGAUACAGAAGGGAGGAGACGAAGCACGAGGAUCAGAUCAAGACCGUUGGAAUUCUGGAAAGGUGAAAGAUUCUUAUACGGACGUGUACAUUCAAGUUUGUCAACUGUAAUCGGGAUAAAGUACGAGUCUCCAGAGAAGGCUGAUGGUGAAAACCCUACCCUGAAAGUGAAGUCUUUUGUUAGCGAUGAGUACAAAGAUCUAGUUGAAUUGGCUGCCAGGUUCUGAGAUAACCUUGAUUGGUGGAUUGUGGAUUCAAGGAUUUCUGUUGCAAAUAUAAUCUUAUUCCCUUAUAAUUUUAUGAUGAUCAUUAAGAAGCAUAAGCUUGACGUGUAUGGCACUAUGGUAUUUUUGCUCCGAAAUUUUCUUUGCAGUAACAUGCCAGACAAAUGAAGGCUUGUCUCCUAUGGAUCCUGGAGAUAUGCAAUGGGUUUCGACUUUCGAGCCUGUACUUAAGCUAACCAUGCUAGGCUGCCGCAAGACAUCCAAUUUAGACAUUCAUUUGGUAAUUCUUUUCACCCAAUUUCCUGAAUGUAAUGUGAGUUCAUAACUUCAUUUCUUGUCACAGAGAACAAAAAGAAAAUUCUAUACUUCAGUUGGUAUCUCUAAUAGUUAAAGUUUCCGAUUGAAACUACGGAGAUCGUAAGAGUUUUAUUGUCA
Molecule: messenger RNA, 2578 nt
Organism: Gossypium raimondii (Peruvian cotton)
Lineage: Eukaryota; Viridiplantae; Streptophyta; Magnoliopsida; Malvales; Malvaceae
Product: centromere protein C
Exons: 11
Coding region: 230-2146 (638 amino acids)
Biological process (GO): kinetochore assembly; spindle attachment to meiosis I kinetochore; attachment of mitotic spindle microtubules to kinetochore
Cellular component (GO): kinetochore
Molecular function (GO): centromeric DNA binding
Source: RefSeq, a predicted model, not a curated record